CAUAUUUCACAAAGUUACAACCGCUGAACAAGCGGCCGCGUUUGCCAACGUUUAGCUGUAAAAAUUUUCAACAGCAUUGUUUAUCAAUUUACGCAUUGGAAUUGUGUAUCCCAGUUCAAGGAUGCCCGACAGUGAUGCCGAUAGCGACGCGAGCGACAGCUCCAGCAUUGGCUCAACCAGCAGCGCCGAUAGCGACGCGAGCGACACCUCCAGCAGCAGCAGCAGCGCCGGCAGCAGUAGCAGCAGCAGCACCGACAGCAAUGCUGGCAGCAGCAAGCGGGCCAGCGAGAACGAAGCAGCAGACGUGGAACAAGUGAAAAAGCCAACAACUGUCAAGAAAUCGACAGCUAAGGAUACAGUUAAGCACACAAGUGAUAAAGAAGAAGAAGCACAUCGAGAGGAACAACAAAAGCAGCUGCAACCCGUUGACAGAAAUACAAACGCAAAGAGCCUUGCUGACACGUCUGAGCUGAAAGAAGAAGCAGCAGCAGCGGCAGCAAAGCCUGAAAAACCUGUGGAGGAGACAGAAACAACAACAAGCCCAGUCGAAAGCAAGGCACAAACAGAGUUGCCAACUGUACAGACAGAACAGCAGCCAGCAGGCAAAGAGCAGAAGGACGAGCAGUUGGAGAAGAAGCGGCCGCAGCAGGAACAGUUGAACGCUGUGACCACAAACGGGAAUGGUGCACGCGAGGAACCAGUGGCCACUGGCAACUCACCAAGUAAUGUGGAGGAGGGCGAAAUUACCGAUAAAGACGACGAUGUGCCUCCUGUGGACGCAACAGCAGAAACAAAGGUUGACAGCGACAAGAAAGACAAGCAGCAGGAGCAGCUGAAGGCAACCAACACUGAGGAGGAGGAGGCGGAGGCAACGGUCAGGCAGCCGCCGCAAAUUGCCAGCCAGGUGCGCAGGCGCAGUCACAGCCGCAGUCGCGAGAAGCUGGCCGAGGAACGGCGGCGAGGGCGGCCGGCAACGACACAUAGUCGCAGUCGCAGCCGCAGUCGCAGUCUCUCACGACGCCGACGUCGACGCACACGCAGUCCGCGCGUCAGUCGCAGCGUGAGUCCAGUGCGACGGCGUUCCAGUUCUUUGGAGCGGCGGCGCGUCGAGCGCCAGAAGCGGCACGAGGAGCGCGAUAAGCGCGACGAGGAGCGUGCGCGCGAGCGCGAGAAGCGGCACCAGCAUCGCCGCCGCGAACCGAGUGCUGGAGGCGAAGCAGCAGCAGAAACAGGCGACGCAGCCAAGUCCAGUUCGCCGGCCGAGAAUGCGGACAAUGCCACGGUGAGCGAGCCGGCGGCAAAGAUCAGCGAACGCCAGCGACGCACCGUGGAUUUGCUCACCUCACGCACCGGCGGCGCCUAUAUACCGCCGGCCAAGCUGCGCCUUAUGCAGGCGGAGAUCACGGACAAGGCGUCGGCGGCAUAUCAGCGCAUUGCCUGGGAGGCGCUCAAGAAGUCCAUCCAUGGCUACAUCAACAAGGUGAACGUCACGAAUAUUGCGAUCAUCACCAGGGAACUCCUCCGCGAGAAUAUUGUGCGCGGCCGUGGCCUGCUCUGUCGCAGCAUUAUCCAGGCGCAGGCUGCCUCGCCCACAUUCACGCACGUCUAUGCGGCUCUGGUGGCCAUCAUCAACUCCAAGUUUCCGAAUAUUGGCGAGCUGCUGCUCAAGCGUUUGGUCAUUCAGUUCCGACGCGCCUUUCGGCGCAACGACAAAAUGGUUUGCAUGUCCGCCACGCGCUUCAUCGGGCAUUUGGUCAAUCAGCGUGUCGCGCACGAGAUUUUGGCACUGGAGAUGCUCACGCUGCUGGUGGAGAUGCCCACCGAUGAUUCCGUGGAGGUGGCCAUUGCCUUUCUUAAGGAAUGCGGCAUGAAACUGACCGAGGUCUCGUCGAAGGGCAUCGGGGCCAUCUUCGAGAUGUUGCGCAACAUUCUGCACGAGGGUAAACUGGACAGGCGGGUGCAGUACAUGAUCGAGGUGCUGUUCCAGGUGCGCAAGGAUGGCUUCAAGGAUCACCCCGCUAUUGUCGAUGAUCUCGAGCUGGUUGAGGAGGAUGAUCAAUUUACGCAUCUCAUGAUGCUGGACGAAGCCACCGAAACUGAGGAUAUACUGAAUGUCUUCAAGUUUGACGAUAACUAUGCGGAGAACGAGGAAAAGUACAAGGCGCUGAGCGGCGAGAUAUUGGGCAGCGAUGCCAGCGGCUCGGGCAGUGGCUCCUCCGGUUCUGGCUCGGAUUCGGACAGCGAAUCGGAUGGCGAGUCCGGUUCGGGCGGCGAGGCGGACGGCGAAAAGGCGAACGCGGGCGAUAUUAUUGACAACACCGAGACGAAUCUGAUUGCGUUGCGUCGCACCAUCUACCUGACGAUCAACUCGAGUCUGGACUACGAGGAGUGCGCGCACAAGCUGAUGAAGAUGCAGCUAAAGCCCGGCCAGGAGGUGGAACUGUGCCACAUGUUUCUCGACUGCUGCGCCGAGCAGCGCACCUACGAGAAGUUCUACGGGCUGCUGGCGCAGCGCUUCUGCAGCAUUAACAAGAUCUAUAUACCGCCGUUCGAGGAGAUCUUUAAGGACACGUACCAGACGACGCAUCGCCUGGACACGAAUCGUUUGCGCAACGUGAGCAAGUUCUUUGCCCAUCUGCUGUUCACGGACGCGAUCAGCUGGGAUGUGCUGGAGUGCAUACAGCUGAACGAGGAUGACACGACCUCGUCGAGUCGCAUAUUCAUUAAGAUAUUGUUCCAGGAGCUGGCCGAAUAUAUGGGCCUGGGCAAGCUGAAUGCCAAGCUCAAGGAGGAUGUGCUGCUGGACAGUUUGGCUGGGCUCUUUCCCAAGGAUAAUCCGCGCAAUACCCGUUUCUCCAUCAAUUUCUUCACCUCUAUCGGUUUGGGCGGCCUGACGGAUGAUUUGCGUAGAUUUCUGAAGAAUGCGCCCAAGGCUGUGCCGGCCAUCAAUGCCGAGAUUCUGGCUAGCGGCAAUCCGUUCAAGGAUGCAGCUGCCGCGAAUGCUGCGCCUGCUGUCAGCUCUACGUCCUCCAGCAGCAGCGGCAACAGCUCCUCCAGCAGCAACAGCAGCAGCGGCAGCGGCGACUCCUCCAGCAGUGGCGAGGCCAACAGCAGCGAUGAGGACAGCGACAGCGAAUCCAGCUCCAGCUCCGAGUCCAGUGAGCUCGACCGCAAGCGCAAGAAGAAGCACAGCCAGAAGAAGAAAAAGUCCAAGAAGCAGAGCAAGGCCAAAAAGUCCAAGGAUAAAAAGGAGAAGAAGAGAAAGUCCGAGAAGUCGAAAAAGAAGAAAGAAAAGAAAAAGGCAGCCGAAAAGAAAACGAUACGCAAACGCAAGCACGCGCAGAGCAGCAGCUCCAGUAGCUCCAGCAGCGGCAACGAUAGCGACAGCAGCUCCUCCGACGCCUCCUCCAGCUCCGCGGAGCCGCCGCAGCCCAAAAUCCAGCGCAAGGACAACAAAUACAGCGGAAGCAGCAGCAGCAAAUCAAAAACGGAGGUAACCGCGUCCAGGAGCAGGCAGCACGACAGCGACGUCUUCAAUCUGGAAGGACCCAAUGCCUCGCCGCCGCCGCCCGCGCGACAACAGCACAAUGGACACGGCCAAGGCAGGCGCGAGGCCAGCCCGGAAAGGGAGCGAGAGCGGGGCAGGGAGCGAGAGCGAGAGCGGGAACGAGAGCGUCGUGGACGGGAGGACAGUCGCAGCAGCAAACGGGAACGGGAUGGAGAACGCGAGCGAGUUCGCGAUCGAGAACGGGAACGCGACAGGGAUAAGGAACGGGACAGAGAUCGGGAGCGGGAGCGAGAGCGAGAGCAAAAAAGAGAACGUGAGAGACGUGAACGUAGGGAUCGAGAGCGACGCGAUUCGCCCAGACGCCACCAUCAUCAUAGACGCAGCGUGUCCAAGGAGCGCGGCUGAGCAGCUCCUGCGCCAGCUUAAUUAUCCAUCUAUGCAUUUUCCCCAACUAAUCUGUCGAACUGUGUACAAAGAAACGAUCUAAGCCCAGCAG
Drosophila virilis is the source of this 4004-nucleotide messenger RNA. It is a transcript of the gene ncm, whose product is annotated as pre-mRNA-splicing factor nucampholin. Gene Ontology annotation, molecular function: protein binding; RNA binding. Gene Ontology annotation, cellular component: catalytic step 2 spliceosome. The record is from RefSeq and is a predicted model, not a curated record. Gene Ontology annotation, biological process: mRNA splicing, via spliceosome. NCBI's taxonomy places the organism in Eukaryota, Metazoa, Arthropoda, Insecta, Diptera, Drosophilidae.